Molecule: messenger RNA, 3294 nt
Organism: Microdochium trichocladiopsis
Lineage: Eukaryota; Fungi; Ascomycota; Sordariomycetes; Xylariales; Microdochiaceae
Product: armadillo-type protein
Exons: 7
Coding region: 1-3294 (1097 amino acids)
Biological process (GO): protein import into nucleus
Cellular component (GO): cytoplasm; nucleus
Molecular function (GO): nuclear import signal receptor activity; small GTPase binding
Source: RefSeq, a predicted model, not a curated record
AUGUCGGUCCUCCCGCAGGAAAUUCACGCGGAGCUUACACAGCUUCUGCAAGCUCUGCAGUCUCCAGACAACUCCACGCGCUCGCAGGCCGAGGAGCAUCUGCAGAACAACUGGACCAACACUAGGCCUGAGAUCCUGUUGAUGGGCCUUGCCGAGCAGAUCUCUGCAUCACAAGACGCUGCUGUUCGAUCUUUCGCUGCGGUCAUCUUCCGUCGGAUUGCCUCCAAGUCUCGCAAAAAUGAGAAGGGGGAGAACUCAGAGAUGUUUGUCUCUCUCCCAGCAGACCAGGCCGUAGCCAUCAGACAAAAACUCCUAGAGUCUCUCGCGAACGAGGCGGAACGACCUGUCCGCAAUAAAGUCAGCGAUGCGGUGGCCGAUGUUGCUAGACAGUACACCGACAACAAUGCACAAUGGCCUGAGAUUCUCCCGGUCCUCUUCAACUUGAGCGUCGCGGACGAUGCCGGCAAACGCGAAACGGCCUUCCGAGUAUUCACGACCACUCCUGGCAUCAUUGAGAAGCAGCACGAGAGUGCCGUGCUUGAUGCUUUCGGACGCGGCUUCAAGGACGACUCCGUCUCUGUCCGCCUUGCGGCCAUGGAGGCAUUUGCUUCUUUCUUCCGCAACAUCAGCAAGAAGUCUCAACAGAAGUAUUUUUCGCUGCUGCCGGAUGUGCUCAAUAUCCUCCCACCCAUCAAAGACUCGCACGACUCGGACGAUCUCAGCAAGGCGCUCCUUGCACUUAUCGACCUCGCCGAGACAUCACCGCGGAUGUUCAAGCCUCUGUUCCACAACCUCGUCAUGUUCAGCGUCGGCGUGAUCCAAGAUAAGGAGCUCAGCGACGUCUGCAGGCAGAAUGCACUUGAGCUGAUGGCCACGUUCGCCGACUAUUCGCCCUCAAUGUGCCGCAAGGAUGCGACCUACACGAACGAUAUGAUCACACAGUGCCUCAGUCUCAUGACUGACCUUGGAGAAGACGAUGAUGAUGCUGCAGAGUGGCUUGCCUCCGAUGACUUCGACCAGGAAGAAAGCGACCUCAACCACGUUGCGGGAGAGCAGUGCAUGGACCGCCUGGCCAACAAACUGGGUGGUGAGACUAUCCUGGCACCCACAUUCCACUGGCUGCCAAGAAUGAUGACUUCCAUGGCCUGGAAGGACCGCCAUGCUGCUCUUAUGGCCAUUUCUGCCAUAUCCGAGGGCUGCCGUGAGCUCAUGAUCAAGGAGCUGAACCAGGUACUUGAGCUGGUUGUGCCAGCCCUGAAGGAUCCGCACCCACGUGUGAGAUGGGCAGGCUGCCAGGCUCUCGGCCAGAUGAGCACCGACUUCGCCCCUAUCAUGCAGAAGGAAUACUACGAUACUGUUUUGAGCGCGAUCAUCCCAGUCCUUGACUCUCCGGAGGGCCGUGUCAAGGCCCACGCUGCAGCGGCACUUGUCAACUUCUGUGAGGAGGCUGAGAAGGCCAUCCUUGAGCCACACCUCGACAAUCUGCUUUCUCACCUGUUCCAGCUGCUUCAAAAUGAGAAGCGAUACGUGCAGGAGCAGGCUCUGUCCACGAUUGCCACAAUCGCCGACGCUGCUGAGGCGGCAUUCUCCAAGUAUUACGACACUUUGAUGCCUCUCCUGGUCAACGUCCUGCAGAGGGAGAACGAGAAGGAGUACCGCCUCCUUCGUGCCAAAGCCAUGGAGUGCGCGACCCUUAUUGCCCUGGCUGUAGGCAAGGAGCGGCUCGGAAACGACGCAAUGACUCUCGUCAACCUCUUGGCCAACAUCCAGACCAGCAUCACCGAUGCUGACGACCCUCAGGCUCAGUAUCUUAUGCAUUGCUGGGGCCGUAUGUGCCGUGUCAUGGGGGCUGAAUUCCUCCAGUUCCUUCCCAAUGUCAUGCCGCCGCUCGUCGAGUUGGCUAGUGCCAAGGCCGACAUUCAGCUGCUGGAGAGCGAUGACGAGAUUGAGCAGAUCCAGCAGGAGGACGGCUGGGAGCUCGUGCCUCUGAAGGGCAAGAUGAUUGGUAUCCGCACCAGCACCAUGGACGACAAGCACAUGGCGAUCGAGCUCCUCGUGGUCUACGCUCAGACUCUUGAGGGCCACUUCGCCCCAUACGUCGCCGACAUCAUGGAGAAGAUUGCUCUGCCAGGCCUUGCCUUCUUCUUCCAUGAUCCGGUACGGUUCAUCUCGGCCAAGCUCGUGCCGCAAUUGAUCAGCUCGUACAAGAAAGCUUACGGCCAAGACUCGGCCGAGGUACGAGGCUUGUGGAAUGCCACCGUGGACAAGCUUCUCGAGGUCCUCACAGCUGAGCCAGCCAUUGAUGCUCUGGCUGAGAUGUAUCAGUGCUUCUACGAGUCUGUUGAGGUCGUUGGAAAGAACUCGCUCAACGAGCAGCACAUGAACAAGUUCAUUGACGGAGUCUUGUCCGCCAUUGAGGACUACAAGGAUCGUGUUGCACAGCGCGAGGAGGAUAGGGAGGGCUUCACUGCUGAGGAUGCUGAGGAUGAUGCGGAGGAGCUGCUCAUUGCUAUUGAGGACGACCAGACGCUUCUUUCUGACAUGAACAAGGCGUUCCACUCCAUUUUCAAGAACCAUGGCGCGGCCUUCCUCCCCGCAUGGGAGCGCCUCAUGGGCACAUACGAAGCGUUUCUGACUUCGUCUGAUGCCACACAACGACAGUGGGGUUUGUGCAUCAUGGACGACGUUCUUGAGUACUGUGGACCCGAGAGCGUCCGUUACGCUCAGGCCAUCAGCACAGCACUCAUGGAGGGUUGCAAAGACCCGUCUGCUGCUAUUAGACAAGCUGCUGCGUACGGCAUUGGAGUCGCAGCUCACCGUGGAGGCGAGCCUUGGAGCCAGUUCCUCGCGACCUCGAUACCACUCCUAUUCCAGGCUACACAAGUACCUGAUGCUCGUGGCGAAGACGCCGUCUAUGCAACAGAAAACGCCUGCGCCGCCAUCGCCAAGAUCCUGCACUUCAACAAGCAGAGUGUUGCGGAUCCCCAGGCUAUCACAAAUGAAUGGGUGAACACAUUACCCGUGACUAACGACGAGGAAGCGGCACCGUAUGCCUACGGCCUACUGACUGAGCUUGUUGAGCAGCAAAACCCCGCUGUCACAAGCCAGGUCGACAAGGUCUUUGUCUAUAUCGGUCAGGCUCUGGAGGCUGACAUGCUCCAUGGCCAGGUUGCCACGCGGUUGACGGCAGCCAUCCAAGCGUUGCUGCAGGCUGCCAAUGUCGACCCUUCGCCUCUGCUGCAGCAACACUUUUCUCCCGAGGGCCAGCAGGCGAUCAGGAAAUAUUUCCAGUAG